Molecule: messenger RNA, 1677 nt
Organism: Penicillium cosmopolitanum
Lineage: Eukaryota; Fungi; Ascomycota; Eurotiomycetes; Eurotiales; Aspergillaceae
Product: amino acid permease
Exons: 4
Biological process (GO): transmembrane transport; amino acid transport
Cellular component (GO): membrane
Molecular function (GO): transmembrane transporter activity
Source: RefSeq, a predicted model, not a curated record
ACUACUCAGUCUGGUUGGACAUUUCUCGCCCUGGCCGCUUCAUUUUGCAAAGAAUCUUCGACCAGGAAUCAGGCAAUGGACCCAAACAAAGAUACAGAAGAUUCCAAAUGCUUCAAUCGUCACAACCAGACGCAAAGCAUCCGGCAGGGCCAAAUAAUGGAAGAUUCAGAAUCUGCGACAGAUGAUUUUAACACUGAUCGCCUGGUGAGAAAUCGGUCAACAGUACAUGUCGCCUUUAUGUCUUUCGUUCUGGCUUCGAUACCAUACGGUCUAGCAACCAGUCUCUUCUACCCUUUAAUCAACGGGGGACCUGCAACCAUAAUUUGGGGGUGGGUUGCUGUAUCAAUGAUCAUACUCUGUGUCGCUGCCUCCCUUGCCGAGAUAACCAGCGCACACCCCACAGCCGGUGGAGUUUACUAUCAAACUUUCAUGCUUUUGAGUGGAAAAUUGCAAAGGCCUAUAUCGUGGAUUUGCGGGUUCGCAUAUCUCGCUGGAAAUAUCUUGAUAACUUUGGCUGUGAACUUCGGGUCAACGGGAUUUCUGAUUGCCUCCGUCAACGUCUUUCAAAAUGAGUCAGGGGUCGGGGUUUUUGAUGCUUCGGACUACCAGGUAUUCUUAAUCUUCGUUGCAAUAACUGUUUUAUGCAACUUGACGUCGUCGCUUGGAAAUCGGUGGCUUCCCAUACUAGAUACUAUUAGUAUUUUCUGGACAUUUGCCGGUCUAGUUGCGCUCAUGGUUUGUAUUUUAGUACGAUCCAAGACAAGCCGUCACUCUGCCGGCUAUAUCUUUGGUGAGUUUGAGCCUCAGUCAGGUUGGAAUUCAGGAUGGGCUUUCUUUGUUGGCCUUCUACAAGCAGCCUAUGCCACAUCCUCCACUGGCAUGAUUACGUCCAUGUGCGACGAAGUCCGCAACCCUGAGGUCCAGGUUCCUCGAGCUAUGAUCGGCACCGUCUUACUGAACACCAUUGCGGGCCUUCUAUUUCUCAUCCCUGUGGUUGCAGUGCUUCCAGAUAUGCACAUUCUGAUUGAACAAGCCUCUAGCCAGCCAGUACCUGUAAUCGUGUUGUCAGCCGUUGGAGAUCCCAUUGGCACAUUUUUUCUUCUCUUUCCAUUAAUAGUGUUAGCACUUUUCUGUGGAAUCGCAUGCACAACAGCAGCCUCGCGCUGUACUUGGGCAUUUGCCCGGGACGGCGGCAUUCCAGGUGCAAAAUUGUUGGGGUUGGUGGAUCGAAACCUGAAAGUUCCAUUGAACGCCAUGAUGCUGAGUAUGGUUACGCAAAUCGUCUUGGGCUGCAUCUAUUUUGGUUCUGAGACAGCAUUUAACGCUUUCUCCUCUGCCGGUGUUAUUUUCUUAACAGUGAGCUAUGCGAUUCCGAUCGCAGCCUCUCUCUUCGGAGGUCGAAAGGACAUUAAGAAAGGAAAGUUUUCGCUCGGGAAGCUUGGGGUAUUUUGCAAUAUCGUUUCACUCUGUUGGUCCGCUUUUGCAAUUCCUCUAUUUUGCAUGCCAUCGUAUCUCCCUGUCACCGCUGAGACCAUCAAUUAUGCUUUUGCGGUCUUUGCUGGCUUUUUGAUCAUUGCUAUCACAUGGUACUCUAUAUGGGGCCACAAGGGCUUUAAAGGCCCUCUUGCUAGUGUUAUUUCAGUGUCGGUCAUGGACGGGGUUUCACCAAUGGAUUAG